AUGAGUCGAGAUGGUAUCGCAUCUGCUCUAUCUGCUUUCACGAAACAGGAUUCGUCAACUGAAGUCUUCAGCGAGGAGCAGCUUUCAACUGAUCUGGCUCAGUUUUUGUCAAAUCCAACUUUGAGAGCUGCAUUGGCCGACGGAUCGUUGGACUUAACAAGCUACAGUUCCACUGUGGAAGGCGAGCUUGCUGAGCUUGAAAUACAAUGUAUUUUUGCAUAUCGCAGCAAGACACAAGAAAUUGCGCGCCUUUGUAAGGACUUGGAUCAUUGCGAUGGAGUUUUGUUGGGUGUUCAAGAAAUGCUUCUCGGAUUUCAAGCAGACCUAGGAGGUCUCAGUGGCGAUAUUCGACAGCUGCAAGAAACUUCAAAGAGAUUGGGUAUCCAAUUACAUAAUCGCAAGGCGGCUGCCAUAGGAAUGCGCGAGUUCCUUGGCCGCAUUGUUUUGAGUCCUCGUUUGUGCGAAACGAUCACAAAAGGAGCUAUUAACCUUCAAUUCCAACAAGCAAUCAAAGAACUUUCUCGCCUCUACAAUGAUACGCAUUGUGAAAGCCCGCAGGAUUGGGCUUGUAAAAAGCCGCCGGCGGAGACAUCUGCUGGGGAGGAGAUGCAAGAGCAUAUCAAGCAGCUCCGACUUGUUGCAGUGUCAAGGAUCCGGGAGUAUUUUUUUCAACAGAUGGUGUUGUUGCGAAAACCUCAGACAAAUAUUCGGAUCUUACAGUCUCAUGGACUCUUGCAUCAUGCAGAUUUAUAUGAAUUUCUCCUUGAUGCCAGUCCAAGUGUCGCUCAAGAGUUAUUCAAAGCAUACACAACUCGAAUGAGUAAUACCAUGUAUGCACUUUUUCGAACAUACCAAGCACAACUAAUCCAGUUAGAUGCAACUAAGCACGCAGCAACUCGGCAAGACGUCUUGGCCGUAGAAGAUGCAUACCUCCGAGAUUCAAUCACGACAAAGGCGAAAAAACGAGUCGAUGUUUUUACCCUUGGAAGUAGAGCAAACGUUUUGAACACCACACACGAGCCUCCAGUUGUUGCCCAUGUUGCGCUGAGCGAACAACGCACAUAUCCAUACGAGCGUCUACUGAAGAGUUGCUUGCAGCAUUUGGUCGACGCUGUGACCAAUGAACACGUUGUCUGCCGCCAGUUCUUCAAGCGCGAUGCAUUUGAUUCUCUUUUCCCCAACAGUCUUCAGCUUUUGCUGGAACAGCUUGAGAAUUACCUUUUUGGUUGCUACGAUGCACUGUGUAUUCUGCUUAUGAUCAAGGUGAUACACCAGUUUAGAAAAUCAGCUCAAUCGAGAACCAUCCACAGCUUGGACAACUUCUUCGAUCAAAUGACAAAUCUCCUGUGGCCACGCCUGAAAACAGUUAUGGAAAUACACCAACGGAGUAUCAAACAAGCCACAGCUACCAGUUUGGGCGGUGUUGAUUUACACGCACAUUACGUGUCCCGUCGAUUUGCCGAGUUUACCUGCAGUGUCUUGUUGAUUCUACAGAAAGGAAACAAACAAGUUCAAUCGACUGACCGCAACUCAAAGUCCUCGUUGAAACGAAGCAAUUCUCAAGCCUCACAGAACCGAGAGAAAAUGAAUUCUAUCGGUUCCAUAGCAAGUGCUGGAGAGAUGCUAUUGCGCGACUUGAAUGACUUAUUGGGUGACUACAUAGCUUUGUUGAAAAGACUAGCAGAGGAGCACACAGUCAAUAUCAAAAAGAUUGUGUUUAUGAUCAAUAACUUAGACCAAGUUGUUUGCAUAUUCCAGGAACGCCGUGUCGCGGGUGGUAAGGAACUGAACAGAGUUCUCGAGUUACUGAUGUUGCAAAGAGAGCUCUUCGUAGAAGAAGAGCUGUUGCAAGGGUUUUCCAAAAUGAUCGCAUUUGUGCAACAAACAGAAACCAGCCUUGCCGCUGGUGCGGUUAAUGAUAAGUCUGUGAACUAUCAAGUCGUGGAGAGCUUGGUGCGCGAGUUUGCAUCGAAUUGGCGAACGGGGAUGGAAGCGAUCAAUCGAAACGUACUGAGUUACUUCUCUAACUUUCGAAAUGGUAUGGAAAUACUGAAGCAAGUUUUGACUCAAUUGCUGCUCUACUACACAAGAUUUCAAGACGUUGUUCGCAAGGUGUUCAAGAAGCAACAGCCUGACUUUGCGAAGGACUUGGUUCCGACUGCUGUGAUCUUGGCAGAAAUCAAGAAAUAUGCUUUGUCAAUCUGA
Cylindrotheca closterium is the source of this 2205-nucleotide messenger RNA. The record is from the annotation of a GenBank genome assembly. Lineage: Eukaryota; Bacillariophyta; Bacillariophyceae; Bacillariales; Bacillariaceae.